GGCCGCCUCCCGAGCGCCGAGGCCCGCCGCCCACCACGACGACGACGACGUCCUGCUCCUGCCCCACUGACCGCCUGAGGGGAAGGAGAGCGCCUGAGGGAGGGAGGGAGAGGCACGAGGGGGAGACCAGAGACCCCCCCCGGCCAUGGAGCUCGCCAAGCCGGUCUUCCCCGCGCUGCCGCAGCCCAAAGAGGACUCUGAGGACUGGACAUACCCAAUGAGAAGAGAGAUGCAGGAAAUUUUACCUGGGUUGUUCCUGGGCCCGUAUUCUUCAGCUAUGAAAAGCAAGCUACCUAUACUUCAGAAACAUGGAAUUACCCAUGUAAUAUGCAUACGACAAAAUAUUGAAGCAAACUUUAUUAAACCAAACUUCCAGCAGUUAUUUAGGUAUUUAGUCUUGGAUAUUGCAGAUCAUCCCAUUGAAAAUAUAAUCAGAUUUUUCCCGACGACUAAGGCAUUUAUUGAUGGGAGUUUACAAACUGGAGGAAAAGUUCUUGUCCAUGGGAACGCGGGGAUUUCUAGAAGUGCUGCCUUAGUUAUUGCAUAUAUUAUGGAAACAUUUGGAGUGAAGUACAGGGAUGCAUUUACAUACGUGCAAGAAAGAAGGUUUUGUAUUAAUCCCAAUGCUGGAUUUGUUCAUCAACUUCAGGAAUAUGAAGCCAUCUAUCUAGCAAAGUUAACUAUCCAGAUGAUGUCUCCUCGGCAGCUGGAGCAAUCACUGUCUGUCAGUACGGGAAGUCUGAAACGAACCCAUGAAGAGGAUGAGGAAAUCAGCAAUAUGCAAGCCGCAGCUCAGAACGGUUGACACCAAGGGCAGCACUCUGGACUUGCUGGCUGGAAAUUUCUAUUCAUGGCAGCUGCUAACGUCAGCAAGAUGAACAACCAGAUCUAUUUUUUAUAUAUAUAAAAUGGGAGACGAGUCCAACUUCCUUAUGCAAACCUGCCCCUCCAGUAGCACACCAGGCAACACGGUUAAGGGUAUUGGAUUCCUUGACUGACUAGAUGGCACUGAUUGUUUUGCUCCUUUUUUUACACUUUAUAGUUUUACCCUAAACCAAGACUUUGGACUUGCAAAGAGGUAUUAUUGCAAUAAUGCACUUUUCAUACUUGAAAUUUCUUUAUUUGUAUUGAUAAAGUUAUUACUUAAACAAAACGUGGGGGGAAUGAUUUGUUUAUAAAGUUAUUUGUGUAAUUUAUAACAAGAGUCUUUAGUAAAAAAAGGAAAAGAAUGAAAAGAAACAACUUCCUAAAAUUCA
Molecule: messenger RNA, 1256 nt
Organism: Podarcis raffonei (Aeolian wall lizard)
Lineage: Eukaryota; Metazoa; Chordata; Lepidosauria; Squamata; Lacertidae
Gene: STYX
Product: serine/threonine/tyrosine interacting protein
Exons: 11
Coding region: 146-805 (219 amino acids)
Biological process (GO): negative regulation of SCF-dependent proteasomal ubiquitin-dependent catabolic process; protein dephosphorylation; regulation of ERK1 and ERK2 cascade
Cellular component (GO): nucleoplasm; cytoplasm
Molecular function (GO): F-box domain binding; protein tyrosine/serine/threonine phosphatase activity
Source: RefSeq, a predicted model, not a curated record